UUUAGAGUUUAGUGCCGAAGUGUGCGGCGGUGUUCGCAGUUGUAACGUCGCAAACAGUCGACGAAGCUCGAAGUCGAGCCGUUGUGCGCAAGAACUAAAAACCUUGUACGUGUAGGUCGGAAGCCGUUUGUGGUAGUUGCGAGCUUUAUUGUGCUGAGUAAUUGUUUGGAGGGAGGAGUAGAAGUUGCGAUGUAGUUUAGGGUUAUGAAUUCUGGAGGGGAGCUUGUUUUGUGCGAUUAGAUCGAUUUGUUGAAAGAAUGAGGGUAAUUUGUGGUUUAUGUAUUUCAGCAGCUCGGAGUUUAUGUGAUUUUAGGUUUUGGCUUCUGGUAUGAGGUACUACUGAAGCUAGGUUGUCCAUGCUGGUGCGAUUUGUUUACAGAUUUGGUGAUUUAUAGGGUUAGUUUAGGAUAUAGCCAGGGUUGAGGGUUUAAGGGGAGUAGAAGCGAGGUUAGGUAUGGCGGAUGUAGAAAGCACGGAGGUUGCACAGCCGGAAGGGUUUGUGGAGCGGUGCGAGCAGCAGUGGCAGAGGGCAGUGGAGCACGCGAAGGCGUAUCCCUACGUGUGGGCUUCCUACGUCGUUACCUUUGGAGGUUUAGGCAUAUACGGCGCGUGGCGGUUUCGGGAGCUUAGGAGGAUGGAGAAUCAGGUCAUGCAGUAUCAGCGUGAGCUCUUGAAGCGCGUGAAGCAGGAAGAAACAGCUUCAAGUCAAGCAUUGCAGCAACAGCGUGCCGCUGAAGUGCCUGCCGUCGACAAUUCUACACGUGGGAAAGCCCCCUUGGAAGCUUAACCUAGCUCUGGGCAAGGGCCAGAGGGCGGUGAUGAGAUGUUUGUGCUGCCAACAUUGAAGCUUAUUCUUGUCCCGUAUACACUGCUUCUAGUCUGCAGGUUAUAGAAUUCUUGAAUUCACAUUAUGUUUGUGGAAUUAAGAAUCCACUUGGUGAAGGGCCAGUUGACAAAUUUUUCUCUGUUUAGAGCUCCAGAGUUUUCGACUGGAGUCGAAUUCUUGCAGCUGGAAGUUUACACUGUUGAAGUUUAUAUAGCUUCAUUUUUUCCGAAGGACGAAAUUGUUCUUGAGGUAUAUCAGAGUCGAAGCUAUCUCGGUUGCCGCAUCAGUGAGAUAAUUGUCUGAAUCGGUGACGUCAGUGACAUUAUUCUAGUCUUGUUUUUAAAAGAUUGCAAUAUCUUCAGGCAUCCCAAGCGGAGUAUGUAUAUUACUUAUAUUCUAUUGUUGGCAUGUUAUAUCUUUCAACAGGUCUUAUUGUAUGAAAUAGUGAGGGAACUUAUAGGCCAGGAAGAUGGCAAUGGGGUUAGAUUUUAUGGAUAACAAUUUUAAUGAAUAAUUCGAUUUCAAUUCUUACA
Molecule: messenger RNA, 1359 nt
Organism: Physcomitrium patens
Lineage: Eukaryota; Viridiplantae; Streptophyta; Bryopsida; Funariales; Funariaceae
Source: RefSeq, a predicted model, not a curated record